Molecule: messenger RNA, 1551 nt
Organism: Cordyceps militaris CM01
Lineage: Eukaryota; Fungi; Ascomycota; Sordariomycetes; Hypocreales; Cordycipitaceae
Product: dimethylaniline monooxygenase 2
Exons: 6
Coding region: 1-1551 (516 amino acids)
Molecular function (GO): N,N-dimethylaniline monooxygenase activity; flavin adenine dinucleotide binding; NADP binding
Source: RefSeq, a predicted model, not a curated record
AUGAGAGAUCAAAAGGCCACGGUCGCUGUCGUUGGGCUCGGCGCUGUCGGCCUGGUUACGGUCAAAAAUCUCGUGGAAGAAGGAUUUGAUGUGACUGGCUUCGAAUCGAACAACUACAUUGGUGGUGUCUGGCACUACACAGAGGAAAACCAGACAUCCGUGCUGGAGUCAACAAUUGUGAAUAUUUCAAAGGAGCGCGGUUGCUUUACCGAUUAUGCGUUUCCAGACUCGGUUCCUUCGCACGCAAGCGCCAAAGACGUUCAACAGUACCUAGAAAGCUACGCCCAGCAUUUCGACCUGGAGAAGCGAUUCCGUCUCGGCGUGUCGGUCCAAAAGAUCAAACGCGACGAGGCGGACAAGAAAUGGGUGGUAGAAAUGGCAGACGGCACGUCGGCGCGGUUCGACAAGGUGGUCGUCUCGACAGGGCCGACGUCGCAUCCCAAUAUGCCCAAGAUCUCGGGCGUGGAGCGCUUUGCAGGCGAUUACAUUCACUCGCAAGCGUUCAAGAGGCCAGAGCCCUUCAAGGGCAAGCGAGUGUUGCUGAUCGGCCUGGGCAACACGACGGCUGACACAGUCGAGGCGCUUCGUGGCCAUGCGAGCGAAAUCUACAUUUCGCACGCCAAGGGUAUCUGCAUCCUUCCCCGAACAAGCAAAGAAGGCAUCCCUUCAGACCACACCCUCACCCUGCGCAAAAUCAACUUCCUCGCCGCCAUCGACCGCUAUGCACCCACCUUUGCCGACUGGAUGAUCAACAACAUGAUCACCAAGCUGUCCCGCGCGCGUUUCGCCAUGCAGCCCGAGUGGCGGCUCUCGCCCGCCCUGCCGCUCAAAUAUGGCGGCGUUAUCGUCUCCGACAACCUCGUGGCCAACUUCGCCGCCGGCGUCGUCAAGUCCGUGCCCGCCGUCACGUCCAUCCUCGACGGCAGCACGGUGCAGCUCAGCGACGGGAGCACCGUCACCGUCGACAGCAUCAUCUGCUGCACCGGCUACCGCAAGGACUUUGGCCUCGUCGACCGCGCCGUCGACCCGACGCGCGACACGCUGCCGUCCUGGUUCGACCUGCCCGGCGCCUACGGCAAGCCGCUCCCGCGGCUCUACCAGAACAUCUUCUCCCUCGACCACCCGGACUCGCUCGCCUUCAUGGGCUGCGUCUGGUUCUUCAGCGGGGCGUUCCCGCUGUACGACCUGGCGUCCAUGACGGUUGCGCAGGUAUGGGCGGGUAAGUCUGCGCUGCCGUCCGUGCCCGCGAUGAACGCGGCCGUCGACGCGCACCACCGGGUCGUCUGCGCGCGCGCGCGGCAGGGGCCGACGCCGGGCAGCUGGGUCCGGCAGAGCGCGUGGGAGCCCUGGGCGCACGCCACGGCCGGCACCGGGCUCGUGGAGCACCUUGGCUGGGGCUGGAAGGGCUGGGUGUUUUGGUGGCGGAACCGCGCCGAGUACAAGCUGCUCGUCGACGGCAUCUACUCGCCGUUUCUUCUGCGCGUCUUUGACGGCAAGAGGAAGAAGUGGGAUGGCGCGCGCGACGCCAUUGCGAAGCUCAAUCGCAAAUAG